Closterium sp. NIES-65 is the source of this 4932-nucleotide messenger RNA. The record is from the annotation of a GenBank genome assembly. NCBI's taxonomy places the organism in Eukaryota, Viridiplantae, Streptophyta, Zygnematophyceae, Desmidiales, Closteriaceae.
AUGCGCCGAUGCAAGUCCGCCCCAUUCUCCCGCUUUCCAUCACCCCGCCCCAUUCUCCCGCUUUCCAUCACCCCGCCCCAUUCUCCUUCCUUCCAUCACCCCGCCUCAUUCUCCCGCUUCCCAUCAUCCCGCCCCAUUCUCCCGCUUUCCAUCACCUCUCCCUCCUUCCAUCACCCCGCCCCAUUCUCCCGAAUUCCAUCACCCAACCCCAUUCUCCCGCUUUCUAUCACCCCACCCCAUUCUCUCGCUUUCCAUCACCACGCCCCAUUCUCCCGCUUUCCAUCACCCCGCACCAUUGUCCCGCUUUCCAUCACCCCGCCCCAUUCUCCCACUUUCCAUCACUUCAGCCUAUUCUCCCGCUUUCCAUCUCCCCGCCCCAUACUCCCGCUUUCCAUCACCCCGCCCCAUUCUCCCGCUUUCCAUCACCCCGCCCCAUUCUCCCGCUUUCGAUCGCCCCGCCCCAUUCUCCCUCCUUCCAUCACCCCGCCCCAUUCUCCCGCUUUCCAUCACCCCGCCCCAUUCUCCUUCUUUCCAUCACCCUGCCCUAUUCACCCGCUUUCCAUUAACUUGCCCCAUUCUCCCGCUUUCCAUCACCCCGCCCCAUUCUCCCGAUUUCCAUCACCCCGCCCCAUUCACCCGCUUUCCAUAACCCCUCCCCAUUCUCCCUCCUUCUAUCACCCCGCCCCAUUCUCCCGCUUUCCAUUACCCGCCCCAUUCUCCCGCUUUCCAUCACCUCGCCCCAUCUCCCACUUUCCAUCACCCCGCCCUAUUCUUCUGCUUUCCAUCACCCCGCCCCAUUCUUCUGCUUUCCAUCACCCCGCCCCAUUCACCCGCUUUCCAUCACUCGCCCCAUUCUCCUGCUUUCCAUCACCCCACUCCAUUCUCCCGCUUUCCAUCACUCCGCUUCAUUCUCCCGCUUUCCAUCACCCCGCCCCAUUCUCCUGCUUUCCAUCACCCCGCCCCAUUCUCCCUCCUUCCAUCACUCCGCCUCAUUCUCCCUCCUUCCAUCACCCCGCCCCAUUCUCCCGCUUUCCAUCACCCCGCCCCAUUCUCCCGCUUUCCAUCGCCCAGCCCCAUUCUCCCACUUUCCAUCACCCCGCCUUAUUUUCCCGCUUUCUAUCACCCCGCCCCAUUCUCACGCUUCCAUCACCAUGCCCCAAUCUCCCGCUUUCCAUCACCCCGCCCCAUUCUCCCUCCUUCCAUCACCCCGCCCCAUUCUCCCGCUUUCCAUCACCCCGCUCAUUCUCCCGCUUUCCAGAACCCCGCCUCAUUCUCCCUCCUUCCAUCACCCGCCCCAUUCUCCCUCCUUCCAUCACCCCGCCCCAUUCUCCCUCCUUCCAUCACCCCGCCCCAUUCUCCCGCUUUCCAUCAGCCCACCCCAUUCUACCACUUUCCAUCAUCCCGCCCCAUUCUCCCGCUUUCCAUCACCCCGCCCCAUUCUCCCGCUUUCCAUCACCCCGCCCCAUUCUCACGCUUUCCAUCACCAUGCCCCAAUCUCCCGCUUUCCAUCACCCCGCCCCAUUCUCCCUCCUUCCAUCACCCCGCCCCAUUCUCCCGCUUUCCAUCACCCCGCCCCAUUCUCCCGCUUUCCAUCACCCCGCCCCAUUCUCCCGCUUUCCAUCACCCCGCCCCAUUCUCCCGCUUUCCAUCACCCCGCCCCAUUCUCCCGCUUUCCAUCACCACGCCCCAUUCUCCCUCCUUCCAUCACCCCGCCCCAUUCUCCCGCUUUCCAUCACCCCGCCCCAUUCUCCCUCCUUCCAUCACCCCGCCUCAUUCUACCUCCUUCCAUCACCCCGCCCCAUGCUCCCGCUUUCCAUCACCCCGCCCCAUUCUCCCGCUUUUCAUCACCCGCCCCAUUCUCCCACUUUCCAUCACCCCGCCCCAUUCUCCCGCUUUCCAUCACCCCGCCCCAUUCUCCCUCCUUCCAUCACCCCGCCCCAUUCUCCCGCUUUCCAUCACUCCGCCCCAUUCUCCCGCUUUCCAUCACCCCGCCCCAUUCUCCUUCUUUCCAUCACCCCGCCCCAUUCUUCUCCUUCCAUCACCCCGCCUCAAUCUACCUCCUUCCAUCACCCCGCCCCAUGCUCCCGCUUUCCAUCACCCCGCCCCAUUCUCCCGCUUUUCAUCACCCGCCCCAUUCUCCCACUUUCCAUCACCCCGCCCCAUUCUCCCGCUUUCCAUCACCCCGCCCCAUUCUCCCUCCUUCCAUCACCCCGCCCCAUUCUCCCGCUUUCCAUCAGCCCACCCCAUUCACCCGCUUUCCAUCACACCGCCCCAUUCUCCCGCUUUCCAUCACCCCGCCCCAUUCUCCCGCUUUCCAUCACCCCGCCCCAUUCUCCCGCUUUCCAUCACCACGCCCCAUUCUCCCGCUUUCCAUCACCCCGCCCCAUUCUCCCGCUUUCCAUCACUCCGCCCCAUUCUCCCGCUUUCCAUCACCCCGCCCCAUUCUCCUUCUUUCCAUCACCCCGCCCCAUUCUUCUCCUUCCAUCACCCCGCCUCAAUCUACCUCCUUCCAUCACCCCGCCCCAUGCUCCCGCUUUCCAUCACCCCGCCCCAUUCUCCCGCUUUUCAUCACCCGCCCCAUUCUCCCACUUUCCAUCACCCCGCCCCAUUCUCCCGCUUUCCAUCACCCCGCCCCAUUCUCCCUCCUUCCAUCACCCCGCCCCAUUCUCCCGCUUUCCAUCAGCCCACCCCAUUCACCCGCUUUCCAUCACACCGCCCCAUUCUCCCGCUUUCCAUCACCCCGCCCCAUUCUCCCGCUUUCCAUCACCCCGCCCCAUUCUCCCGCUUUCCAUCACCACGCCCCAUUCUCCCGCUUUCCAUCACCCCGCCCCAUUCUCCCGCUUUCCAUCACUCCGCCCCAUUCUCCCGCUUUCCAUCACCCCGCCCCAUUCUCCUUCUUUCCAUCACCCCGCCCCAUUCUUCUCCUUCCAUCACCCCGCCUCAUUCUACCUCCUUCCAUCACCCCGCCCCAUUCUCCCGCUUUCCAUCACCCCGCCCCAUUCCCACCCCAUUCUCCCAUUUUCCAUCACCCCGCCCCAUUCUCCCGCUUUCCAUCACCCCGCCCCAUUCUCCCGCUUUCGAUCACCCCGCCCCAUUCUCCCGCUUUCCAUCACCCCGCCCCAUUCUCCGCUUUCCAUCACCCCGCCCCAUUCUCCCGCUUUCCAUCACCCCGCCCCAUUCUCCCGCUUUCCAUCACCCCGCCCCAUUCUCCCUGUUUCCAUCACCUCGCCCCAUUCUCCCUCUUUCCAUCUCCCCGCCCCAUUCUCCCGCUUUCCAUCACCCCGCCCCAUCCUCCCUUUUUCCAACACCCCGCCCCAUUCUCCCGCCUUUCAUCACCUGCCCCAUUCCUCCUGCUUUCCAUCACCCCGCCCAAUUCUCCCGCUUUCCAUCACCCCGCCCCGUUCUCCCUCUUUCCAUCACCCCGCCCCAUUCUCCCGCUUUCCAUCACCCUGCCCCAUUCUCCCGCUUUCCAUCACCUCGCCCCAUUCUCCCUCUUUCCAUCACCCCGCCCCAUUCUCCCUCUUUCCAUCACCCCGCCCCAUUCUCCCGCCUUUCAUCACCCCGCCCCAUUCUCCCGCUUUCGAUCACCCCGCCCCAUUCUCCCCCUUUCCAUCACCCCGCCCCAUUCUCCGCUUUCCAUCACCCCGCCCCAUUCUCCCGCUUUCCAUCACCCCGCCCCAUUCUCCCACUUUCCAUCACCCCGCCCCAUUCUCCCUGUUUCCAUCACCUCGCCCCAUUCUCCCUCUUUCCAUCUCCCCGCCCCAUUCUCCCGCUUUCCAUCACCCCGCCCCAUCCUCCCUUUUUCCAACACCCCGCCCCAUUCUCCCGCCUUUCAUCACCUGCCCCAUUCCUCCUGCUUUCCAUCACCCCGCCCAAUUCUCCCGCUUUCCAUCACCCCGCCCCGUUCUCCCUCUUUCCAUCACCCCGCCCCAUUCUCCCGCUUUCCAUCACCCUGCCCCAUUCUCCCGCUUUCCAUCACCUCGCCCCAUUCUCCCUCUUUCCAUCACCCCGCCCCAUUCUCCCUCUUUCCAUCACCCCGCCCCAUUCUCCCGCCUUUCAUCACCCCGCCCCAUUCUCCCGCUUUCCAUCACCCCGCCCCAUUUUCCCGAUUUCCAUUACCCCGCCCCAUUCUCUCUCUUUCCAUCACCCCACUCCAUUCUCCCGCUUUCCAUCACUCCGCUUCAUUCUCCCGCUUUCCAACACCCCGCCCCAUUCUCCUGCUUUCCAUCACCCCGCCCCAUUCUCCCUCCUUCCAUCACUCCGCCUCAUUCUCCCUCCUUCCAUCACCCCGCCCCAUUCUCCCGCUUUCCAUCACCCCGCCCCAUUCUCCUGCUUUCCAUCACCCCGCCCCAUUCACCCGCUUUCCAUCACCCGCCCCAUUCUCCUGCUUUCCAUCACCCCAAUCCAUUCUCCCGCGUUCCAUCACUCCGCUUCAUUCUCCCGCUUUCCAUCACCCCGCCCCAUUCUCCUGCUUUCAAUCACCCCGCCCCAUUCUCCCUCCUUCCAUCACUCCGCCUCAUUCUCCCUCCUUCCAUCACCCCGCCCCAUUCUCCCGCUUUCCAUCACCCCGCCCCAUUCUCCUACUUUCUAUCACCCCGCCUUAUUUUCCCGCUUUCUAUCACCCCGCCCCAUUCUCACGCUUUCCAUCACCAUGCCCCAAUCUCCCGCUUUCCAUCACCCCGCCCCAUUCUCCCUCCUUCCAUCACCCCGCCCCAUUCUCCCGCUUUCCAUCACCCCGCCCCAUUCUCCCACUUUCCAGAACCCCGCCUCAUUCUCCCUCCUUCCAUCACCCGCCCCAUUCUCCCUCCUUCCAUCACCCCGCCCCAUUCUCCCUCCUUCCAUCACCCCGCUCCAUUCUCCCGCUUUCCAUCAGCCCACCCCAUUCUACCACUUUCCAUCACCCCGCCCCAUUCUCCCGCUUUCCUGUUAUAG